AAACUAUACCAUUGCAUAGAAAAACUCGAUUAUGAAUUGGGUAUAUAAACAGUAACCCAAACCUCCAGUUCCAAUAUAUGUUGAUUGGUAUUGACUGUCAAUAAUGAAAGCCUUUAUAGCCUUAGCCCUAAUAGUGUCGGUGAGCGCCGUUCCCCUCCAGGAACUGGACAGCGAAUGGAUUGGAUUCAAGAAUGAAUUUCGUGGGAACUCCUACUUAGGAGCGGAAGAGGAGGCUAUGCGGCGACAGAUCUUUGAGCGAAAUUAUGAGUACAUCACUGCCCAUAACGCUGAGGCUGACGAAGGUCUCCACACUUUCCGAUUGGGUGUCAACCAGUUUGCAGACAAGACUUUUCAGGAGUACCAACAACUCCUAACUCUGAGGUUAAAUGUAGACCACGUGAGCACUGAGUUAGUCGAGGAGGUGGUCGACCAGGCCCUACCCGACAGCGUAGACUGGAGGUCCAAGAAUGUGGUCACACAUGUCAAGGAUCAGGGACAGUGCGGUUCGUGUUUUGCAUUCUGUGCCGUCGAUUCAAUUGAAAGUCAAUACGCCAUCGCCACCGGAAAGCUGGUAGAGUUGGCGCCCUCACAGAUCGUCGACUGCAUCCAUUCCGGCGGUGAUGUCUGCCAAACAGGUGGCGAUCCGGUGGGUGCUAUCGAGUUGGUCAUCAAAGAGGGUGGCAUCGAAAAGGAGUCGGACUACCCAUACCACGCCCGGAUGGGCACCUGUCAGUUCUCCAAGAGUAAGAAAGCCGUGUCCGUCACCGGCGUACACACCCUACAGACCGGACAGGAGUCGGCCAUACAGAGCGCAGUGGCAAACGUGGGACCGGUAGCCGUAGGCAUUGACGCCAAUCACACCAGUUUCCAGCACUACAAGUCGGGUGUGUAUGUGGAGCCCCAAUGUAGCAAGACCAAACUCAAUCAUGGGGUGUUGGUUGUGGGCUAUGGCACUGAAGGUGGACAGGACUACUGGCUGGUUAAGAAUUCGUGGGGCACUAUCUUUGGUAAUCAGGGCUAUAUUAAAAUGGCCAGGAACCAUAAUAAUCAGUGCGGUAUUGCCAGCUAUGGUCUGUACCCAACGGGUGUUAAUUAA
Oppiella nova is the source of this 1096-nucleotide messenger RNA. The record is from the annotation of a GenBank genome assembly. Lineage: Eukaryota; Metazoa; Arthropoda; Arachnida; Sarcoptiformes; Oppiidae.